CGGUUUUAUAAUUAUCUUUUGUACAGUUAAACGGUUGGCUCGUUAAGUUACUAUAAUAUCAACAGAUUGUAAAGAGCAGUGAUGAUGAUACACUUCUGUAAUAUUAUAAUAUUAUAUAUAAUAAUAUAGUCGUGACUACAGAUCAAUGGACCGACGACUUUUUGUUUUAGAUUUAAUACAUAUCUACGUUACUAUUAUGACCACUGUAAACUUACAGUAAUAAUUUAGGUUGUGUAAAAAUGUCUUUCGAAAACAAGACUACCCAAAUCAUGAUUUUACAAUUGGAAAAUGAUAAUAAAGCCAGAAAUGAAUUUCACGAAGGCGGCGAAAAAUGCGAUAAAGUUUGGGUUUAUAUCGACGCGUGCAUUUUAGGUUAUGGUAUUUAUAAUAAAAGAAUGCUCGUGUUGUACAUACCUUUAACAUUGACUUCGUUGUUCUGUACCACUUCGCCGUCGUUUAUAUUGCCGGCGGUUAGAUGUUACUUCGAUUUGACGCCUUUGGAAGAGGGUUCACUGUUUGGAGCUGUUUAUGUAGGUAUGGUUUCGAGUGCUUUUGUAUGGGGUUUUCUCAUUGAUACGCUGGGAAGACAAAAACUAUUAUUCUAUGGCAUACUGUUGAGUGGAAUUAUGGAGUUUCUUUCGGGACUCGUCCAAAGAUUUUGGGUGUUAGUUAUUCUCAAGUUCUUCUGUGGAGUCGCAACAUGUGGUCCGUAUUCUCUCGGAUUUACUUUUUUGUCUGAAUUUUAUGAUAAAGAACAUCGAGAUAAAAUCGUAUUGUACGCAGGAGGAUUUUCGUCGUUCGCUUUUGUUUUGCAACCUCUUGUGGCGUAUUUUUUGAUUCCAAUGGAUAUAAAUUUUCAAUUUUUUAAUGGAAGUUUAAUUAUUGAUAAUUGGAGAGUGUUCUUGAUGACCUGUUCAGUCAUGGUAUUUCUAGCUGCAUUCUUAGUUUAUUCUAUGGACGAAAGUCCUAAGUUCCUAAUGGCCGUCGGUCGUCAUAAAGAAGCUCUAAAUGUGUUUCGAAAAAUAUAUUCACAAAAUACAGGCAAUCCGCCGGAAUUGUAUCCCAUUAGCAUUUUAAGAUCAGAUAUAUCAGAAGAACAAUCCUUAAAAUCUAUGCCAUCAAUAACUGUAAAAAAGUUUAUAGAAAAAGGAUGGAUACAAAUAAAACCUUUUUUUUUGCAACCAUAUUUAACCCCGUCAUCAUUGACAUUCUUGUUGCUAUUCAUGACAAUGUUAACAUUGAACACCUUUCGAUUACGACUGCCAAAUAUGUAUGCAACAAUCAUUGCAGCUAAAGGCGACCAUACUACAGUAUGCGAAUCCAGGACUUCAACUAAUGUUACUUACACUGCAGCUUGUAAAGGGACUCUCGCUCUAGUUGAUCCAGAAAUCUACAUCAAAUCUAUGAUUGUCGGAUCAGCAGUUUUUAGUAUGUUUUGGGUCGCCAUAUACAUAACAAAAUACAUGGAUAAAAAUCAUAUAUAUAUAUUUUUUUCAAUAUUUGGUGGACUUGGUAUUUCAAUAUUUCCAUGGACAAAUGGAAUCGUCACCUUAAUUUUUUCAGCUAUUUACGUAGGCAUAAUGAACAUAAAUACGACGCUAGUAAUUAGUAUUAUGGCUUCGGCUGUUCCUACUACACUAAGGUAA
This is a messenger RNA of Diuraphis noxia (Russian wheat aphid), 1646 nucleotides long. RefSeq lists its product as uncharacterized. Gene Ontology annotation, biological process: transmembrane transport. Lineage: Eukaryota; Metazoa; Arthropoda; Insecta; Hemiptera; Aphididae. Gene Ontology annotation, cellular component: membrane. Gene Ontology annotation, molecular function: transmembrane transporter activity. The record is from RefSeq and is a predicted model, not a curated record.